AUGGCUCCUACCACAACUUCUAUAACCAAAAUAAUUAUGGAAAAUAUAACCACAGUGAACGGAUUUCUCCUCAAGGGGUUCUCUGACAAACGUGACCUUCAGAUCUUGCAUGCUUUGUUCUUCUUGGUGACAUACCUAUUCGGCUCAGCAGGGAACUUCAUCAUUAUCACCAUCACAACACUGGACCCACAGCUCCAGUCUCCAAUGUAUUACUUUCUGAAGCACCUUUCCAUUCUGGACUUUUCAUCCCUUUCUGUCACAGUUCCCCAGUAUGUUGAGAGUUCACUGGCAGGAAGUGGAUAUAUUUCAUAUGCACAGUGCAUGCUGCAGAUUUUUUUCUUCACAGGCUUUGCUUCGAGUGAGACGGCCAUUCUCACAGUGAUGUCUUAUGACCGCUAUGUGGCCAUCUGCCUCCCUCUGCACUACGAGGUCAUCAUGAGUCCCAGAAAGUGCACUUUUGCUGUGGCAGCUGCGUGGCUAAGUGGAAGCAUCUCUGGAAUGUUAUACACAAUAGGUAUACUCUGUAUCAGAUUCUGUGGUGACAGAAUAAUUCACCAAUUCUUCUGUGAUGUCCCCCAGUUGAUCAAGCUCUCCUGCUCUAAUGAUUACCUUGUAAUAAUGGGAGUGAUUAAUUUUGUGUCUCUAAUGGCCUUUGUCUGCUUUAUUGGGAUUGCCAUCUCCUAUGUCCACAUAUUCUCCACAGUUCUCAGGAUGCCCUCUGCUGAAAGCAGAUCUAAGGUUUUCUCUACUUGCCUUCCCCAUCUCUUUGUUGUCUCAUUGUUUCUUUCUACAGGAAUCUUUGCUUAUCUAAAUCCAACCUCAGGUUCUACGACUGCUUUGGAGUUUUUAUUCUCUAUCAUUUACACAGUAUUACCUCCAACACUCAACCCUGUUAUUUACAGUCUAAGAAAUAAGACCCUAAAGAGUGCUGCAAGGAAGUUACUAUUUAGUACAACAUUUGCUGCUGCCAUAACAAAUUUUGUUUUCAAAAUGAUUAUGAAAAAUGUAACUACAGUGAGUAGAUUUCUCCUCAUGGGUUUGUCUGACAACCAUGAGCUGCAGAUCUUGCAUGCUUUGCUCUUCUUGGUGACAUACUUAUUCGGCUCAGCAGGGAACUUAAUCAUUAUCACCAUCACAACACUGGACCCACAGCUCCACUCUCCAAUGUAUUACUUUCUAAAGCACCUUUCCAUUCUGGACCUCUCAUCCCUCUCUGUCACAGUUCCCCAGUAUGUUGACAGUUCCCUGGCACGAAGUGGCUAUAUUUCAUAUGGACAGUGCAUGAUUCAGGUUUUUCUCUUCACAACUUUGGCCUGGAGUGAGAAGGCCAUUCUUGCAGUGAUGUCUUAUGACCGCUAUAUGGUCAUCUGCUUCCCACUGCACUAUGAAGUCAUCAUGAGUCCCAGAAUGGGCACUUGGGCUGUGGCAGCUGUGUGGUUCAGUGGAAGCAUCUCUGGAACUUUAUGUGCAACAGGUAUACUUUCUAUCAGAUUCUGGGGUGACAUAAUUAUUCACCAAUUCUUCUGUGAUGUUGCCCAGUUGCUCAAACUCUCCUGCUCUAAUGAUUACCUUGCAAUAAUGGGAGUGGUUAAUUUCGUGGCUGUAAUGGCCUUUGCCUGCUUUAUUGGGAUUGUCAUCUCCUAUGUCCACAUAUUCUCUACAGUUCUCAGGAUGCCAUCUGCUGAAAGCAGGUCUAAGGUUUCUCUACUUGCCUUCCCCAUCUCUUUGUUGUCUCAUUGUUUUUUUCUACAGGAACCUUUACAUAUCUAA
This is a messenger RNA of Apodemus sylvaticus (European woodmouse), 1770 nucleotides long. RefSeq names its product olfactory receptor 14J1-like. Gene Ontology annotation, biological process: G protein-coupled receptor signaling pathway. The transcript is spliced from 3 exons. NCBI's taxonomy places the organism in Eukaryota, Metazoa, Chordata, Mammalia, Rodentia, Muridae. The coding region runs from base 1 to 1770 and encodes 589 amino acids. Gene Ontology annotation, cellular component: membrane. Gene Ontology annotation, molecular function: odorant binding; G protein-coupled receptor activity; olfactory receptor activity. The record is from RefSeq and is a predicted model, not a curated record.